AUGUCCACCGAGGGAGACGGAGCAGGGGCGGCGGCAGUGUCGGCGACGGCGGCGGCGGCGGCCGAGGAGGCGGCGCCCGUGGAGGACGUGGCCCCGAAGCCCGCGCCGGCCGAGGCGGCCCAACCCUCGCUGCGCUGCCUGGUACUCACCGGAUUUGGCGGCUACGAGAAGGUGAAGCUGCAGCGGCGGCCGGCCGCGCCCCUGGCGCCCGGGCCGGGCCAGCUGAGCCUGCGCGUGCGCGCCUGCGGCCUCAAUUUUUCCGACCUGUUCGCGCGCCAGGGUGUGCACGACCACCUGCCGCCGCUGCCGCUCACACCCGGCAUCGAGGGCGCGGGCGAGGUGGUGGCCGUGGGCGAGGGCGUGGCCGACCGAAAGGUAGGAGACAGGGUGAUGGUGUUGACUCGGUGGGGCAUGUGGCAGGAGGAGGUGACAGUCCCUGCUGCCCACACCUUCCUCAUGCCUGAGGCCAUGAGCUUUGAAGAGGCUGCAGCCCUGCUAGCCAACUACAUGACAGCCUACAUGGUCCUCUUCGACUUUGGCAACCUGAGGCCAGGCCACAGUGUCCUGGUACACAUGGCUGCAGGGGGAGUGGGCAUGGCCGCCCUGCAGCUGUGCCGCACGGUGGAGAAUGUGACUGUGUUCGGGACAGCCUCGGCCAGCAAGCAUGAGGUGCUCCGGGAGCAGGGGGUCGCCCACCCCAUUGACUACCACACAUCGGACUACGUGGAGGAGAUCAGGAAGAUCUCCCCCCGAGGAGUGGACAUCGUCAUGGACCCCCUGGGCGGCUCAGACACUGCCAAGGGCUACAGCCUCCUCAAACCCAUGGGCAGGCUCAUCACCUAUGGAGUGGCCAACAUGAUGACCGGCCCCAAGCGGAACCUAAUGGCCAUUGCCCGCACCUGGUGGAACCAGUUCAGUGUCACGGCCCAGCAGCUGCUGCAGUCCAACCGGGCCGUGUGUGGCUUCUACCUGGGGGCCCUGGAGGAGGACCAGGAGCUGCUGCGUGGUGUGGUAACCCGGCUGCUUGCCCUGUACAGCCAGGGCCACAUCAAGCCCCGCAUCGACUCUGUGUGGCCCUUCGAGAAGGUGACUGAUGCCAUGAGACAGCUGCAGGAGAAGAAGAAUGUGGGCAAGGUCAUCCUGGUGCCUGGGCCAGAGAAGGAGAACUAGGGACCCUUGGGGAUGAGUUGGCAGGGACAGGGCCAGAGGCAGUGCCUGUCCCCCUCCUCGUGGGCUGCCCCACCCCUUCCCGUUCCAUCCUCCCAGGAGUUGGGAAGUCACUGCUUGGAUGUCCAGGCUAUGCCAGGGGACAGGGCGGGGAGGGAGCCUGCUGCUUCCAGCCACUGUCCUUGCUGCCAUGCUGCUUCCCUGCCACUUUUGUGCCGAGGGCACCACCCCCACCCCGUUUCUCCCUCGUACCCCCUGCCUCAACCUCCCUCCCAGCCGCACCUCAAGACCUGCAUGUCCCCAUCCCUCCCCUUCCUCCUGCUGGCAGCCCCCAGCCUGGGCUUCCGUCCCUAGCUGCUUAAGCACAACAGGACGUGUCCACCUCCUGGCCUUGAGCCUGCCUCUUUGGGGCCCCGGGAGCCAGGCCUGGGCCAAGUCUGGGUCCCUGUGCCCCUCCUGCCGCUGAGGCCCUGCCAUCUGCUCUCAGUGCCUUUGCACCGGAAACCUGUGCAGUGAGCUGAGUCCCGGCCGCUCUGCCUGCCCCAGUGCCUUUCCCACCCAAGGAGCUGCAGGAGGAAGAGGCAGGCGGCUCUCCCCAGGGGCCCAACCCACUGGGCAGGCACGUGGCCUGCAGCUGAGCUCUUUCCUCAUGGUAGCAGUCGGCAGGAGGCCCUGGGAGCCGUGCCAGGGAGCCACCACUCUCUGUGCCUGUGCCGCAGCUGUCUUUGUGUCUGUGUCAAUAAAAAGCCAAACCCA
This is a messenger RNA of Cavia porcellus (domestic guinea pig), 1923 nucleotides long. RefSeq names its product vesicle amine transport 1 (gene Vat1). Gene Ontology annotation, cellular component: mitochondrial outer membrane. The transcript has 6 exons. Gene Ontology annotation, biological process: negative regulation of mitochondrial fusion. The coding region runs from base 1 to 1170 and encodes 389 amino acids. Gene Ontology annotation, molecular function: oxidoreductase activity; zinc ion binding. The record is from RefSeq and is a predicted model, not a curated record. NCBI's taxonomy places the organism in Eukaryota, Metazoa, Chordata, Mammalia, Rodentia, Caviidae.